Messenger RNA from Triticum aestivum (bread wheat), 552 nucleotides. Its product is annotated as sphinganine C4-monooxygenase 1-like. Gene Ontology annotation, biological process: lipid biosynthetic process. Gene Ontology annotation, molecular function: oxidoreductase activity; iron ion binding. The record is from RefSeq and is a predicted model, not a curated record. The transcript is spliced from 2 exons. The coding region runs from base 1 to 552 and encodes 183 amino acids. Lineage: Eukaryota; Viridiplantae; Streptophyta; Magnoliopsida; Poales; Poaceae.
AUGGCGUCGGAGUCGUCCCAGCACAUGUUGCUGUCGAGCAACACCCAGCGAGGUCGCCCCGGCGAAGGAUCGCCGGACGAUUACGCAUGGCACCGGUGCAUGCACCUCAACAAGUUCCUGUACCAGCACGUCCACUCAUGGCACCAUCGCGUCAUCGUGCCCUGCGCCUUGGGCGUGCAAUACAACCACCCUGUGGAGGGUCUCCUCCUCGACACCGUCAGCAGCGUGGUCACCUUCCUCGCCCCCGGUAUGUCGCCCCACGUCUCCAUCUUCUUCUUGACACUCUGCACCGUCAAGGGCGUCGACGACCACUACGGGCUGUGGUUGCCGGGGAACGUGUUCCACCUCUGCUUCUGGAACAACACGGCGUACCACGACGCCCACCAUCUAUCGCGCGCCGGCAGAUACAACUUCUGGCAGCCCUUCUUUGUGACGUGGGACAAGGUGUUUGGGACGCACAUGCCUUAUGUGGUCGAGCACAGGCCCCAAGGAGGGCUCCAUGUGCGUCCCAUGGAAGCCCUUAACUAUGUAUAUAUUGUUUUUCAGAUUUGA